This is a messenger RNA of Trichoderma atroviride IMI 206040, 2701 nucleotides long. The record is from RefSeq and is a predicted model, not a curated record. NCBI's taxonomy places the organism in Eukaryota, Fungi, Ascomycota, Sordariomycetes, Hypocreales, Hypocreaceae.
AUGGCUUCCACUCCUCCCGUGCCCUCCAAGGCCGCUCUUAAUGCUCUCCGGGGCGUCCUUUUCACAACAUCAUGCUCGGUUGCUUUGCUCGCCGAGGAGCGCCGCCGUCGACUCAAGAUUGCUCGCUCGGCCCUUGAUAAUGCGCGGAAGCUGCACACCGUCAAAAGCAACAGGGGCGCCGUUGCGCUGAGCGAAAGCUGGGAAGAUAGGCUCGCAGAUCUUGGCGACGAGGUCUUAUCGCUCCCGUCUGCUUCGCGAUCCAAAAAUCCCUAUCGAAGACGACGUCGGGGCAGCUCUUCCAACUCUCUCGUCUUUAAUGGAGAUGCCAGCAUCCACCGACACUCAUUCGAGCACCAUGAGCACACUAGCAGAGCUGCGUCUGGCGACAAGGAGCAAAAGGCUGCCCAAGAGACGCACAUGUCAAAUUUCGGAUUGGAGGCGACCAAGCGCUCGAAAACACAGGAUGGCUCAUUUUAUUUACAUGAACCUUCACAGUUCGACUCCUCAGCUCAGGCCCGCCCAUCUCUAGCCAAUAUAUCAACGCCAGACAAAAAUUCUCAAACCUACGUCGAUCAGAUUACAAAGCUUGAGCAAAUGCUACAGGAUUCAGAGCGGCACCAGUCAAAUCAGGCCUUGGUCUCCGAAUUGCUAGAUUCGGCUGUUGAUCAGCUACAAGCUUCAAUGGCAUCUCGACCGAUAGCCCCCAGGUGGAAUACCCAUUUCAAAUCCCAUGGAUUACGACUGCUUAGAAUUACAAUCGAAUAUGAUUCUACUAAAAUGACAACUAUGCUCGCCACCUUGCUCCCAAUAUUCAAAGAUCCCAUCCAGGUUCUAUCACCUGUAGCUAAAUGGCUGUGGGAGAAGAAGGAUAAGAGAGGGUUGGAACAGCUUCUUGAGUUUCUCUCAGAGCAGAAACAAAAACGAUUCUGGAUGCACGGUAUGACGAUUUAUCGACUGCUUUCUGGUUUGGACGAGGCUAUGGAGAGCUUUAAAGACAUCAAGCAAAUCUAUCGCCUUCUGCAGAGCGCCGGCUUAUACAACGCAAUUGCAGUACCCUCCAAUGUUGAGUAUAAAAUACGCCGACUCAUGGUUUCGAAAGCUCUCAAAGCGGGAGAUGAUGCCUUUGCCCAAGAGGAAAUGAAAUACCUCUUUACAUUGGAUCCAGAUGCGACAAAGGCAGAUGUCAAGCUUCAAAGUAGGCUGAUUGUGCGAGAGGCUGCUCUUGGGCACUGGGAGUCAGUUCGUGACGGCAUAGAGGCGCUCGAGAGUGCUAACAGCACAAAGCCAAACGAUUUGCGAUACACAAUUAGCAAAAUCAUUGACGUCUUUGUGCAAACUUGCUCUUCGGAAGGCCUGGAGACCUUGCUCAGGAGAUUUGUGCGCAACUAUAACAUAACUCUAAAGUCCAGAUGGGUUAACCUUGUCUUGGACCGAUAUGCAAGCCGCCAUGACCUCGAUUCCAUGUUUUCAUGGCUUCAAUUUUGCUCCGAGGCUGGAUUUCAGAUGGAUGAUGUAUUCAUACGCCGCUUCUACUCUGGAUGUCGCAAAUAUUGGAGCUUUUCUGACAAGACCAUUACAAGUUUGCAUCAAAAUCUCCAAGGGCUAGCACCAACUCUUUCGGAUUUUCUGCCAAGUAAAUCCAGCGGGAAAAGAUCAAGUCAUGUGCCACCCGCCUCGCUGGAAUCGCACAACUGGGUAUCUGAGGCGGAUGCUUUCGACUGCAUGGACUGGCUAUCAGCCCAGAACGAGUGGGAGCGCGUUUGUGAGGCGUACAGCCGCUUGCUACUAAGCGGGCUUCAUCCAUCAAUCCGCUGCCUUCGUUUGGCAGUCUUGGGACACCUCAAGAAGCAAAGCGGGAGUGUCGAUGAGGCCGCGUCGCUCAUUGACGAAGCUCGUAGCCGAGGCUACGACGUCACGGAAGCCCUGACUCCGCUGCUGUUGUCGAGGCUUGAACAUGGCGAUGAUGUUGGAGAUGUUAUCAAGCAGGCUCUUCGUCAAGGGACUCGUAUACAUGACAGCGUGUACAACAAGGCUGCGCAAAUACUGUCGGCAAAGGGCGACUUGAAAGGGGCCGCCACCGUAUGCGAGGUAGCGGCAAGGGAGAACGGCAAAGGAGAGCUCUUGUACAGCGAGUACAACUUUUCCAACUUGGUUUUUGCAUACACCGGCUCUGCCAGUUACAACGCUUUGAAGUCUAUUCUUGCCAAGUUUACGUCGGAAGUCCAGUGGUGGCGCGGCAGCCGGGCUUGCAAGGAGAGCAUCAAGCUGGCGAUGAAGACAACGGCGAUGCGGGCUGUGGUACAUCCCAUGGAAAACAACGACCAUCGUGAUGCCCUGUUCAGGCUCGAUGAGGCCCUCAUCCAUGUCAAAAAGUGUCGUUCCACUAGAGACGAUCGGCGUGCGGUGACGGAGGCGUUUAUACGAGUAGCUCGACCUUGUGUAGCCGAGCCGGAGCAAAAGCUCUUGGAUGCACACAGCUCGAAUGCAAUUACAGUGGAAACGCCGUUGCUAGAAGUAGCGGGAGCAAAGUAUUUUCAGAGAUCGGUUCUGGUAAAUCAUCAGGGAAUGGCAGUUGGAGAUGCAUGAUGUAGAGUUGAGCCCAAAUUAUGCCUGUACCAAGAAUUGUAGCAUCAGAUGUAUUAGCUGUAGUUAUUUGAUGGAAGCUUUUUGCAUGAAUAUCACAUUCAAAUAACCUGAGCAA